AUACCCAACCAAUCCUCUACUUUCCCAAACCAAUCAAGCAAAGCAGCAGUUCUCUAACGACUCAAAUUCUCAAACUUUCUCAGCAUCCAAACAAAAAACCCCAUCAAUUUUUCCGAUGUCGAUCAUCCCCAGCUUCCGACAAGGCAGCAUUUUCGACCCUUUCUCUCUCGAUGUCUGGGAGCCAUUCAAAGAUUUCCCAUUCCCUUCCUCCUCAUCACUCUCCACAUUCCCUAAAUUUUCCCGGGAAAAUUCAGCUUUCCUGAACACGAGGAUCGACUGGAAGGAGACCCCGGAAGCCCACUUGUUCAAGGCAGACCUCCCGGGGCUGAAGAAAGAAGAGGUGAAGGUGGAGGUUGAAGACGACAGAGUGCUUCAGAUCAGCGGAGAGAGGAACGUAGAGAAGGAGGACAAGAACGACAAGUGGCACAGAGUGGAGCGCAGCAGCGGCAAGUUCUUGAGGAGGUUUCAGCUUCCUGAGAAUGCAAAGGUGGACGAGAUUAAGGCUGCAAUGGAGAAUGGGGUUCUGAGUGUCACUGUUCCAAAGGCAGAGGUGAAGAAGCCCGAUGUCAAAGCCAUUGAAAUCUCUGGUUAAUAUCGUCCCUGUAUUCUCUACUGCAUGCACGUCACAUUAUGUAUUUCCAUGUUUGAAUUUGGAGUGUCAGUUUUCAUCAAUGUUGACGUCAAUGAAAUGAGUGUGAGUGGUUGUAACAUAAUCGCUUGUAACUUGUUGGUUUUUAAUGUAAUAAAUGGAUCGUAAUUUUGGUAA
Molecule: messenger RNA, 766 nt
Organism: Prunus mume (Japanese apricot)
Lineage: Eukaryota; Viridiplantae; Streptophyta; Magnoliopsida; Rosales; Rosaceae
Product: 18.5 kDa class I heat shock protein
Source: RefSeq, a predicted model, not a curated record